AUGAAUCCUCGAAUUUCAUGUGGUUGCAGAAAAAUUAAUCGUGAUGAAGCUGGAAUAAUGUUGCAUUUAAUCAUUGAAGAUUUAAGACGUUUAGAAUGUCCAAAUUUGUUUUAUUUAAAAUUUGAUGGUUAUUUACAUUAUUUAUCGUGUUAUUUAAUGGCUAGUGUUAAUGACAAACCGGCUCAGGCAUUGAUUCAGAAUAUGGGUGAGCCAACAGCAUUAUAUGGAUGGCAAACAAUAAAAACUUCAAAAAAUGGUCAUGUACAAUUUUUUUCUGUACAAAGAAAUCAACAAUAUCAAUUAAGAACCAAUGAUGAAUAUGUUAAUGCUUGUAAAGAACUUGAACAAGCACAGUCAAAAGGAAGAAAAAGAAAAGUAUCAAUGGAAGAUGAAAAAGAUAUAUCCAAAGGAUCUAAAGGCAGUUGUGAAUUAUCAACACGUACUUAUUUUGGUCGUGGUAGUAGCUUUUUAUGUGACAGUUUACACAAGUUAUUUUAUGGCUUAGGAAAAAGAGUUCUUCAUUUAUGGUUUUCAUUCGACGAUAAAAAUGAACCUUGGUCAAUGUUUUAUAAAACAGAUCAAAUACAAAAUUUAUUGUCAAAUUUUCGCUAUCCAUCAACAACGUCAAGAAUAUCACGUACAAUAAAUAAAUAUAAUCAUUUUAAAGCAAAUGAGAUUUGA
Didymodactylos carnosus is the source of this 681-nucleotide messenger RNA. Lineage: Eukaryota; Metazoa; Rotifera; Eurotatoria; Philodinida; Philodinidae. The record is from the annotation of a GenBank genome assembly.